Molecule: messenger RNA, 3951 nt
Organism: Aedes aegypti (yellow fever mosquito)
Lineage: Eukaryota; Metazoa; Arthropoda; Insecta; Diptera; Culicidae
Gene: slbo
Product: CCAAT/enhancer-binding protein
Exons: 1
Coding region: 997-2166 (389 amino acids)
Biological process (GO): DNA-templated transcription; regulation of transcription by RNA polymerase II
Molecular function (GO): DNA-binding transcription factor activity, RNA polymerase II-specific; RNA polymerase II cis-regulatory region sequence-specific DNA binding
Source: RefSeq, a predicted model, not a curated record
GUUUUGCCUCACUUAAGUCUAGGCCAUCCGACUGUCAACAGCGAAAAUUGCGCGCGCUCUCUCUCGGCGGCUGAAGGCUGUUCUUUCUCUUCCUCGGUUAGUGGAUUUGGUUGGUCGUUUUGGAGUUUCUUGGUUUUUGACGUCUGAUUCGGACAUUAGCCGAAGUUCGGUGGUGAAGAACGGUUCAAGGAGGUGGGAGAAGAUCGGUGCUAAGCAAAACAGAACAACCCCUCUGCCUGUGGUGUGUCCCUUGAGUGGUAGUAGUAGUAGUAGUUGUAGUACACCUAUACUCAAAGGGGGGCUACUUGCAGCAACCCAGUAGUGUGUCAGUCGGUGAGAAAGUGCACAGACGGCGCUCGGGUCGACAACGGGUGCUUAGUGGGACAGAGUGAGAGAGACACCGUGAUUGGGUUGUGAAGAAGAAGUUGUUAAUAUAUAACAAGUUGCAUCAUAGUCUUAAGACUUCAGUCUUAAGAAAGUGAACCACCAAUAAACAUCUUUCGCAAAAAAAGAAAAACACGCCGCGACGCUGGGAGCAAACAAGCUUUGGGAUUCCGCGCGCACAAUCUCAAGCUAUUUUCGGAAUUUUGCAAUCCUGACGGUGAAUUGUUUUCGUGGCACGCGAAUCCGCUCUCAAGGAUUUUCCGGGAUCGUGCAGUACCGUUGAUUAGCAGGAAGCUGAAUUUUAUCAUUGGAGUUUGACGCCAGGAUAACAAUGGAUUAUUUCUACUUUUGGAUUUACAACCGAAGAAAAUGAAAAUGUGGAUAUUUUGAAUAUUCUGGGUUUUUAAAAAUUGUGACGGAAAUGGACUGUUGAUGUUUUGUUGUAAACAGUGUGACAUGGACUGGAAAAAACUCGAAGAAAAAGCAGUGCAAUAAAAUUAUCCUCGAAGGAAAAGUGCAAUCGGAAAACAAUAAGAAUUUUCUCGUGCAAUUGAACAUAUAAGGACUUUGAAGCCUACAUUGGAAGAAUCUGUGUGUAGUGUCUAGCAAAAUAUGGAAUCGCCUCAAAUGUACGAUACGAAUCAAAUUCAAGUGCGAAGUGAUAUCAAAAAAUUAACAAUGGCAGCGAACAGCACAACCACCAACAACAAUAAUGCUUCGACGCCCAAUAAUAACAACAACUCCCCGACGGCAGUCAACCAGAAUACGUUGGCUUUGAAGCAGCAGCAACAGGCUCAACUGAAUCAACACGCACAAUCAAAUGGAAAUGCAUUGGCCAACGGGAAUAUUCUGUCCAAGCAGAUGCUUCAGCAAAUUCAGUAUUCGCAGAGUGAACUAGACGAGCUUACAUCUCAAGAAAUUUCUUUGGACCUCCAACAUCUGAUCGAUGAUCAGUUCCGUGACCCGGAGGCCCUCGGUAUCUUCACCGAAAUGGUUACCGUUGGUAGUACCAAUGGUAGCGUACCAAACCCUUUGGUUCAGACAGCGGCUGCUAAGGCACUUCAGUUACAGCAAGCUCGAUUGUCUCAGCACACAAAUGGAAACAGCUAUCAACGAUCUCUGGCCUACAUGCCACAACCAGUUCACACUGGUGCAACCUAUGCUAACACUUCGAGUGACGAGAACAGCAGUGUAGGUUCUUCGGAGUCAGCUAACAUCAAAGAAGAGCCCGUAGAUCCCAACGAGUACCGUCGCCAGCUGCAGAAUAGUGGAGCACAGUUCAUGGGUAAUACGACCUAUCAGCUAGCAGGCGGUGGUGGUGGCGUCGGUACGGGAAACUACGUUACCAAUGGUAAUGGAAACACCUUCUCAAACCUGACUCCGGCCACGGUGUUGCAUCACCAAGCUUUGCCUCAUCUUGCCGGAGCUGCCCAUCUGGCAAAUCUUACCAAACACAACAAAAUGUUACCCCAUGUUGCCCGAAAGUCGGUUCCAAAGUCGGUAGACAAAGGAACUGACGAAUACCGAAGAAGGCGCGAAAGGAACAACAUUGCAGUACGGAAGUCUCGCGAGAAAGCCAAGGUGCGAUCGCGAGAAGUCGAAGAAAAGGUGAAAACUCUCAUCAAAGAAAAGGACCUCUUGCUGCGGAAGAUCGAAGAGAAGAACAACGAAAUUCAACUCUACAAACAACUCUACAUGCAUCUGAUGAACCACAGCAAUCCAGAGAUCAAUCAGAUCUGCCGCAGUGCGUUGAAUCUAUCAAACAUGGGUGAUCAUAUGUAGAUUUAGUGAUUUUAUUGUAUGUAAUCAUCUUCACCCCCUCCUGUUCUUCAUAACGUGAAGUGGUCUGUCCCUAGUUUGUAGUAAAUUAAAACGCAAAUCGCGCAUUAUUUAGUGGAAAUUUGUAGAUUGAAAAUCUUUGUAAAUAUAAUUAGAUACCUGGCGACGGGGAAGAUUAUGUACGAUUUGUAUUGGAACUGAUGGAUAUAGUUUCACUUGAAAUUGGACCAUUUUGAUGAACGUUGAACCAAAGACAGUAUGUGUAGAAAUGUGUUAACUUCCCUUUGAAAACGAUGGGGAAGAAAACUGUAAGUGUUGAGCUAAGCGAGGCAAAGCUGAUUUAUUUUUUGGAUGGAAAUGGAUUACCUGUACAUAUACUUAAUCAAUUUUAUUUACCAUCUUCAGCUGCUAAAGUGCAAGAAAGUUAUAUUUUCUACUUAACACAGGACAGCUUCCAUAAGACUUGUUUUUAUUAUUAUUAUCACCACCUUUUUUUAAGAUUAAUAUUUUAUUCGUUUGUGAAUGUUGAAUAAAUGUUUAGAAAACGGCUUAUAAACCAAGUGUUAUGUUUGCUCGACAGAAAGAAAUAUUUCUUCAGCUGAAAUUUUGUUGUUUCCUUUGCUCGUUUAUUCGUAACUUGAGAAGAUUCAUUGUAUAGAAAAAAUCGUAAAAUGCAGCAAAAACCCAAGGUCAGUCACAAUUUGCCUCAGAUUAUCUUCUGUUUCCCUUUCCAUGGCUAUCUGUAUUUAUAGGAUUCACUAAAUGUAUUUCUUUCGUAAACAGUGAAAAACGUGAUCAUUAAGAACCGAAGUUACCAAUCUCAGCUUGUUAGGAUAAACUGUGUAGAAAAUCUCAUCCAUUCAAUCAGCUAUGUAAAACAUCCAUACAAAGAUAAAAAGACAUCUAUUUAUGUAUACUCUUGUAUCAAGCGACCAAACGCAGAAAAAAAAUCCAACCACUGUGUAAAUUUAAUUCCGCAAAAUCCCUCGGAGAUCGCUGCAAUAAUAAUUUUAGUAGACCGAAAUCGAACCAGACUGAUAAGCACCAUGUAUUGCGCACACUGGUUCAGAGAAGCUCGGUAGCAAAAGGUGUAACUAGACCAAUUUUGCAUAGAGAAAGUGAUCUAGAAUUCUAGUUUGUAGUAGACAAGACAACAAAGAAUGGAAAAAAUCGAAAGUGACAAGACUCAAACAGCCGUACUAAAUAUUAAUAAUCAGAAUAGUUUAUCGAAACACAAGGCGACAAAGUACCUUUAUUUCCUUUUUUAUGAAUAUUAAUGUCUGAUGGAGUAGAUAUGCAAAUCUUAAUCAUCCGCAAACGGUGAGAAUCGAAACUAAUAUUCGUAUAUACAUAAAACUCACAGCUAGGGAAACUUAAAAAAACCGUAGAAACUGAGACGGAUUCGUUACCAUGUUUUAGGCUAAUGCUAUACUGUAAAACUGUGGACUACUACUAGAAAGUAAGUUUUCUCUCAAAUUAGCUAAAUGAACGGGAAAAACAGUAAUUUGUUUUUGGAUGUUUUAUUGAAUCCUUAAAAAGUUUUUUUCUUUUGAUCUGUUGUUGUCAUGUAUCAUUCUAAAGCAAACGAUCGUGGAUGCAAGUUUGGCUAGUUUUUCCUGAUAAACGAAAACUGAAAAUUCUAUUAUUAAAGCGUAGAACACAUACAAACCUGAAACAAAAACACACACACACGAUUAUACAAGUACUGUAUUUUUCUCAGCUUGAAAAGUCUGUUUUGAAAGUAAGAAAUCAAAUAAAGAAUGUAUUAAAAGGUGAAUAAAACGAAAA